Molecule: messenger RNA, 2122 nt
Organism: Syngnathoides biaculeatus (alligator pipefish)
Lineage: Eukaryota; Metazoa; Chordata; Actinopteri; Syngnathiformes; Syngnathidae
Product: E3 ubiquitin-protein ligase KCMF1-like
Exons: 7
Coding region: 229-1476 (415 amino acids)
Biological process (GO): synaptic signaling
Cellular component (GO): plasma membrane
Molecular function (GO): zinc ion binding
Source: RefSeq, a predicted model, not a curated record
ACAACACCGCCAUCCUGCGUCCGGAUGAGCGAUGAGGCGAGCGGUGACACAGCAGGAGGCGGACGGAGGGAGGUGCAGACGGCAGCACACCGGAUCCUUCAUGAGGGAAGAAGAGGCCAGGGACAGCCAAGCCUGCCAGCCCCGGCUUCUCCUCCUCUUCUCUAAUUUAUCCCUCGUUUCGCUUUUGCAAGUCAGCCCCGAGCGAGGGGCCGCUGUGGGCUUCGUAGGAUGUCCCGUCAUGAAGGCGUGAGCUGUGACGCGUGUUUGAAAGGCAACUUCCGAGGCCGGCGCUACAAAUGUUUAAUCUGCUACGACUACGACCUGUGCGCGUCGUGCUACGAGAGCGGCGCCACCACCACCAGACACACCACGGAGCACCCCAUGCAAUGUAUAUUGACACGAGUCGACUUUGACCUGUAUUACGGUGGAGAAGCAUUCUCGGUGGAGCAGCCCCAGGCCUUCACGUGUCCCUACUGUGGCAGGAUGGGCUACACCGAGAUGUCCCUGCAGGAGCACGUGGCCGCCGAGCACACAGAGACCUCCACAGAAGUGAUCUGCCCCAUAUGUGCAGCGCUGCCCGGCGGGGAACCUAAUCACGUGACAGACGACUUUGCUGCUCACCUAACACUUGAACACAGAGCACCCAGAGACCUGGACGAGUCAAGCGGCGUGCGGCACGUGAGGAGGAUGUUUCACCCCGGGCGCGGACUGGGCGGCCCCCGCGCCCGCAGGUCCAACAUGCACUUCACCAGCAACUCCACCGGGGGGCUCUCGACCAGCCAGAACUCCUCUCAGAGCUCCGGCUACAGCCGGGAGGCCAUGGACCCCAUCGCAGAGCUUUUAUCGCAGCUUUCGGGCGUGCGGCGCUCGGCGGGAGGGCAGCUCAGCUCGGGCCCGUCGGCGUCGCAGCUGCAGCAGCUCCAGAUGCAGCUCCAGCUCGAGCGGCAGCAGGCUCAGGCGGCGCGCCAGCAGCUGGAAACGGCGCGCAACGCCACGCGCGUCGGCCGCGCCAACGCCAUCCUCAACGCCAACUCGGCCGCCGCCAACAACUCCAACCUGAGCGCCAACCACAACAGCAACGCCGGAGGCAAUGCGGGCCCUUCGGAAAGCCACCCCCAACACACGUCGCACAGCUCCCACUUUCUACUCAGCAGGCUGAGCGAAGCACGCUUUUCCGAAGCGGAGCGCCAGGCGUGCGAAGCGCAGUGGGCGGACCGGAGCUUGUUUGUGACGGAGCUGCUACUGUCCACGCUGCUGGCGGACCACCACCACCAGCAGCACCGCGACGGCAACACCGACGACGACCUCUCCGCCGAGCGCCGCUGCUCCGGGUCGCCGCGCAACUUCGCCGACUUCCAGUCCAUGGGCUGCGUGGAGGUGAUGACGCUGGACGUGGCGCUGGAGAACCUCAACCUCAAGGAGAGCGGCGCCGCGCCCCCGCCUGCUAAGAAAGAGCCCCCCGCCCCAUCCCUUUGAUGGAGCAAAGAGACUGCGCUUCUUUCCCACCCUCCCUCUUUUUUGUUUCUUUUUACUCUUCACUGAUUUUGUCAUUUCAACCUCCAACCCCCCCCCCCUCCCCAUGUCUGUGUGAACGUGGAAUACGAGUUAGACGAAUGAAUGUGAGAAAGAACUAUAUAAAUCUAUUAUUAAAAAAAAGAGAGACAAAACAAAUCUAUAUGAAAGCUGAUAAUCACUUAACUCACUCUGGCCAUUAGAGGAGGCUUUUAAAAAAAAUGAACUGCUGUUACAAGCUAAUAAGCAUGACGGAGCUUCAUGUACACGCUCUGAUUGACAGCCGCACCCGUGUCACCCGGCUUUUCUCAAAACUCUGGACACACUACAAGACUUUCUAUCAGACACGACCAUUCACUCGUACUUUUUUGUUUGUGCGUGCGUGCGCGUGUGUGUGUGUGUGUGCAGUCUCCGCACUUCGUGAACGCAAAGAGGACUCGGAAGGGGGGGAAAUCUGUACGCCCCCCCCCAUCCCCCCCGCCCCCUUCCACACUUAACUUCUGUCCCUGUUCUGAUGGAUCUGUGUUAGGCCUCAUGAAGAAGACGUGCAAUGUGUGAACUUUCGGGCUCAGUUGACUUUUCAGUGUGGACCACAAUAAAACGUUUUGGA